ACCAUGGGUGGUUCUGGUUCUUGAUUUUUGGUAUCAGAACUAGAAUUGGUACCUGUUUAGUUUUUUUACAGAGUAUGUUUUUAUAUCUUUUAUACUUAUUUUAAUUUGUUUGUGGUUAAUUUACAAUAUUUACCACACAAAAAAGAGUCUAGAGUCUGAUAUAUCUACUAAUAUACAAAGCUAAAGUGAGAAAAUGAAUAGUGCAUUUUCCUGCCAAAAUGUGUGGGCUAUGGAUGGGUCCGAAAUGAUGGUUAAUGACAUGGGUAAUCGCGUAGCAUGGCUGGAAAACAUUGAGAGGGGCCAAACUGUUCUUUCCAUCCACGUUCGAACCAUUCGCGUCUAUGAAGUUGCUUCGUUUGGUAUGAUAGGAGAAUCCUUGGAGGUUGUCUUUCAUGACAAUGAGUUUGUACAAGUUCACGAAGGAGAUAUUGAUUAUAUUGAACCAGAUGAUCCAAUCAAGAGGAGACUGACUGAUGAAUCUUCAACGACCAAGUCCAAAAAAAAGUUCAAACCAUUCAAGCAGGAUGUGGAAUUCGAAUUUGUCCUAUUGGAAGCUCUCGUGUUGGCGAACAGGCCACCACUCCUGCCACACCCUACCGGCCGACCUCCUGUUGGCAACGUCGGCAACCAUCUGCUGGGGGAAGGUCCCGCGGGUCUGCAUGGCAGUUUGCUGAAACCAAAGCUCGACGCCCCGAAAACGGAUGGGUCGGAUCCCCUCCGCUGGCUUUACAAGGUACAAGAAUAUUUCUCUUUUUAUGAUACCCCGCCGACAGAACGGCUACACUGCGUCACGUUGAUGCUGGAAGGGGCGGCAGCCGGUUGAUAUCGUUGGCGGCGAAUCUCUAACGUUAUUCCCAAACAUGCCCACAAUGAGGAAGUAAUCUAGACUUUAGAUCCUCCAAAGAUAAAUUAAAUGCGAAAGUCAGCU
This is a messenger RNA of Cuscuta campestris, 928 nucleotides long. NCBI's taxonomy places the organism in Eukaryota, Viridiplantae, Streptophyta, Magnoliopsida, Solanales, Convolvulaceae. The record is from the annotation of a GenBank genome assembly.